This is a messenger RNA of Aphanomyces astaci, 1368 nucleotides long. RefSeq names its product serine/threonine protein kinase, variant 1. Bases 20 to 1126 code for a protein of 368 amino acids. The record is from RefSeq and is a predicted model, not a curated record. Lineage: Eukaryota; Oomycota; Saprolegniomycetes; Saprolegniales; Verrucalvaceae. The transcript has 8 exons. Gene Ontology annotation, biological process: protein phosphorylation. Gene Ontology annotation, molecular function: ATP binding; protein kinase activity.
UUCGAUUUUCUCAAGCAACAUGGUUGCAUUGCCCCCCGAAGCGCGACAGCAGGAACUCGAGGCAGCGCAGGCUGCACUUCUAGAAAGGUUGCGCCGCGACAUUGACUACAUCCGCAUGCAGGUCGAGCAGCCGUUCAUUCGGCAGUCCAUUGCCGUGACCAACACCACGUCUGAUGGAAUUCCAGAAUAUCUCCGACUUCGCAUGGAGGAAGCGCGAAAAGACGACGAUACGUAUGAUCAAUACGUUCGUGACGCAGUUAUGCACAACCAUCACGCCCACCGAUUCAAGCUCCAAAUGGAUUCUCCAUUUGCGUCGUUGCCAACAUUAUGCCGUCGAUUCACAUUGAUCGAGCUUCUUGGAGUGAGCUCGUCGGGAAUCGAGGUGUGGAAGGCCAUGGACUUGCAUCUGACGAAGGACGUGACGCUCAAAGUGUCGGCGGACACACACAUGAUCACAUACGACUACAAAGCGUUGGCGAAAAUCGACGUCCACGACGCGGUAGUCGGCAUGUCACGCGAUGGACUCCUCCAUGACACGUUCCAAGGCCAGCGGUAUUCCAUGUACGCGCUGCAGUUCAUGCAAGACGACCUCCAGUCCAUCCUCCACCGCCGGCGCGACGGCCGCCUCCCCCCCGUCGUCGCCCACGCGGUGGCCUUCCAAGUCGCGAAAUGCAUCCAACACUUGUGCAUUGAUGCCCGCGUGGCGCACUGCGACCUCCGUCCGUCCAACAUCCUCGUCACGCGGCCGUGGAAUGUCGCCGUGACCAACUUCAAGUCGUCGCGCAGCCGGCGGGAACUCCUGCCGACGAUUCCCCAUCACAAAGUGAAGGAGAUGGAUGCGUCGAGCGUGCUGUACGCCGCGCCCGAGACGUUCAACUGCCUCGAGGCGCUGGGUAACACAGUCACAUGCGACGCCACCGACGUCUGGGCCCUCGGCGUGCUCUACUUUGUCAUGCUGUACGGGCACCAUCCGCUGGCGCCGGGGCUGGUGGUGCUGGACGACGCGAUGAAGCUGCCGUUCGUGGAGCAUCUGCGCAAGUACGACGGCACGGUCGUGUUUCCAGCUACUCCUGUCGUCCCCCCCAUUGUCCAAGUACGAGUACUUGUUGACAUGUUGAAGUGUUGACAUGUGACGUGGCAGCGUGUGAUUCAAGCGUGUUUGCACCGCGACCCGAGCCAGCGCAUGCCGUCCGACAGCCUCGUCACCAGUGGGUUUUUCCCAGCGGUGGUCAAUUGACACACGCUGGGGUGUGGAUGCACUUGAAUGUAUGGUAUGAAUACAACAUCCUUCGGUGUGUGCAGGUUUGUCCAAAUCUACGAUUAUCCGGAGUAAACAUAUAAUAUUAAUACAUGACGAUAUACUAAUUC